AUGGCUGCUUCUCUGUCUUCUUCAGUGACUUCCCUCCAGUCCUCAUUGCAGCUUCUGGACUCGUCCAUCGAUAUCCUCGAUUCAGGAGUCAGCGACUUUCCCCGACUCUCCAAGGUCCUACGAACAAGGCGACACUUCGAGCUCCUCCCGGAACCCACUAUACGCGAAGCACAACAAGCCUUACUAGACGAGAUCACGCCAAGCAUUGCACAUCUUCUUUCCCUCGCAUCAAACCACGUCGAGAAGUUAGCUCGUCGCGAACAAACAUUGAAGGCCAAAUGCGAACUGCAGGAAGGAAGACUCAGUUCUCGCGAGAACCGUCAAACCUCGACUCAGAGCCAGAAUAGCGCACUCCGUAACCACGCCGGUGUCGGCUCUGGCAAUGCUGCCGCGAGAGCGGUAGAGCUGAGAAGACUGGUGCAGAAGAAGGAGCGCUUACAGUAUGCUGUCGAGCGUCUGGAAUUGCAGAGUACACAGAGGGAACGGCAAUUACGGAAGAGCAUGGCUGCGCAGUGA
Molecule: messenger RNA, 516 nt
Organism: Monascus purpureus
Lineage: Eukaryota; Fungi; Ascomycota; Eurotiomycetes; Eurotiales; Aspergillaceae
Source: the annotation of a GenBank genome assembly